Molecule: messenger RNA, 1739 nt
Organism: Phaethon lepturus (White-tailed tropicbird)
Lineage: Eukaryota; Metazoa; Chordata; Aves; Phaethontiformes; Phaethontidae
Gene: SHROOM1
Product: shroom family member 1
Biological process (GO): actin filament organization
Cellular component (GO): apical plasma membrane; cortical actin cytoskeleton; adherens junction
Molecular function (GO): actin filament binding
Source: RefSeq, a predicted model, not a curated record
UAAAGUCAAUUGGCAGUGUAGACCAUCUCUUGCACCUCCCUGGGAGAGUGGACUCUGCUUACAGCUCUUUCUCAGGGGGAUCAAAUGUUCCAGAGUAUUCCACCCCAUCGUGCUAUGGUGAAAACUGCUGUUUGCCUCCAGACCAGUGCAGUGCUGAUGAUCUCGUGCUCGAGACUGAAGAUCUUACUCUUGCGAGUCCUGCUUCAUCCACGGAUGAGAGUUUCAAGAACGACUAUAGAGAGAAACUCAAAGUGGCUCAGAAAAAGGUUCUGAGAGAAACUUCCUUUAAAAGAAAAGACUUACAGAUGAGUUUGCCCAUUAGACUGAGACAGAAACCCUCUAAAAGGCCUUCAAUUGAACACCUUAGGUCUUUCUCGUUAACCAGUGCAGGCGAGGAUGCCAAACCUGUUCCUUGUUCCCCUUCUCAUCUAGAAUCCUUGGAAAGUUUCAAUAGAGAUGAAGAAAUUAAGAGGCCGCAAACAGGUCGAAUAGGGGGAAGGAAAAGGGUAACAGAGGAGCAAAAGAAACUGUGUUAUUCUGAACCUGAGAAACUCGAUCAGCUGGCAGGUAAGGAAGUAUCAUGGAAUCAAGUCGGGGAUGAAAUCACUGAGCCAGAUAUAGUGGCAGCUAGGAGAAAGACUCUGGAAAACAGAGGGAGGGCACUUUCCAGUUCAAGUAUCUCCAGGACAGAGCUGAAACAAAUCCAGCAUACUGCACUUAUCGAAUACAUGGAACGAAAGAUUAAUCAAAGACCAGGUAGUUCACAACACCUCCCGCUGCAUAAGCUGCCCCUGCAGAAGAGGCUGUCGCAUCCCAAAUGGCCUCCUGGCAAGAUUUCCAAUCCAAACGGGAGCAGGAAGAUGCAAAACAAUGAGGUUUGCAGCCAGGUUUUCUCUAAAGAAGAAUCGCCAGACGUUUUUCCUCCUUUGGCUUUUGUUUCCCCGCUGACCGUGACCAGCAGGUGUGAUCCCAGCUCUGAUGCUGCUGGACGCUGGCAGAGGUGCCGCUGGCGCAGCGGCCGCGUCUCGGCGUUGCGAGAGCUGUCUGGGCCCCCCCAGGUAUUUAUUUUCUGUUCCAAUAGCAGGAGAAGUAGUAAAGAUGCAGCAGAAGAAUGUCCCUUAUCUGAACACGAUGCCAAGCAAAGGAGUGAAGAUCCUACCUCUAAGGGAACCCAAAUCCCGACCAGGAGCAGAGACAGCACGAACGACCUAGAUGACGUCACGCCUAAGAAGCUGGAACUCAUCUCCAGCCUCCGGUCAAAGCUGCAGACCCUGUGGCAGGAAAGGGAGCUCAUCCUCUCCGAAGCCAGGGAGUGCGCCGAGCGAGGCGAGGCGCUGGAGGCAACGGUGAGGGACGUCUGCAAGCCCAAUGAGUUUGAGCGCUACAUGAUGUUCAUCAAUGACUUGGAGAAGGUUGUGAGCCUCUUGCUCUGCCUGUCCAGCCGCCUUGCCCGGGUCCAAAAUGCCAUGAGGAGGAUUGACAGCAAUACAGAUGCUGAGGAGAAGCAAUCGCUGAAUGAACGGCACAAGCUCUUGUCUAGACAGCGGGAAGAUGCAAAAGACCUGAAGAAUGUGGUUUCUGGUAUACUUGCCAAAUACCUGACUGAUCAGCAGCUCCAGGACUACCGACGCUUUGUUCAAGUCAAGACCUCCUUGCUGAUUGAACAGAAGGACCUUGAAGAGCAGAUUAAAUUUUUCAAAGAACAAUUAGAAAAUCUCGAGAAAAGCAUCCCCCUCUAG